AUGGCGCCGUUCCGUGGAAGAGGAGCCUUCAGAGGCCGCGGCCGCGGCAGGGGCGGCGCGCGUGCAGCCCCCCGAGACCGCUUCACCAAAUCCCGAAUCGAGGACCCAGUGAGCGAUUCUGACAGCCCGGAUGUUGAAGAUGAGCCCAUGCAAUCCGACCCGGACGACGAUCUCUCAAGCGAUGACGAUGAGGAAGAUGACCAGCCUGCGACCGUUGCUCGUCCCUACUCCGCUCUGCUCCAAUCGCUCCAGCAGGACAUCCCGGAAGGCCCCAAAAAGAAGAGAAGAAAGCUCGACCAUCAGUCAGCUGCCACUUCCCCACCGGUCGAACUUGAGGGAGAGGCCGAACCCGAGGAUGAAGCAGACGAAGAUGAUGCCGCUGCACCUGAGGAUGCCGCAGAUGCUGACGACGACGACGAGGAAGACAUCUCGGAUCCGUUCGAGGCGCAUUUUGCACGUCCGGAGGAGAACGAACUGGCCGCGAAGCUCAAGGCCGUCUCCGAGAAACGCUGGGAAACGCGCAAGUCCCAGGUGCCCGGUCUUGGAAGGUGUGCGACUCUGACCCCUGGUGCCGCGGAGCCUCCAAAGAAAGCCGUGUCUUCUCCCGAGCACUUAAAGAUCAAGCGGAAGCUUGCUGCCAGAGCAAAGGAGCUCAUGCCCGAGUUCAACGACCUCCAGAAGGGACUGGCUGCGCCGCUAUUCGCUUACCAGGACAUCCUGUUUGGAGCUAGAACACCCCAGAACGCUGAGAGCCUUCGCCAAAUCACCUGCUUGCAUGCACUGAACCACAUCUUCAAGACAAGGGACAGGGUUCUGAAGAACAAUGCUCGUCUUGCGAAGGAGCAGGAUAGUGAAAGCCUUGAACUCAGGGAUCAGGGCUUCACAAGACCCAAGGUCCUGAUGUUGUUUGAGACGAGGCAAAAUUGUGCCAAAGCCGUCGAAACCAUCAUGCAGCUUUGUGAACCGGAGCAACAGGAGAACAAGAAGCGCUUCCUCGACAAUUUCUCGCACGACGAUGACAGAUUCGAGGAUAAGCCCGAGGAUUUCCGGGAACUCUUCGAAGGAAAUGAUGAUAAUGAGUACCGUAUCGGCUUGAAGUUCACGCGGAAAACUGUGAAGUUCUUCUCGGCAUUCUACAACUCCGACAUAAUCUUUGCCAGUCCUCUUGGUCUGCGCAGAGCCAUUGAGGCGGGCGGAAACAAAAAGAAGCAAGACUACGACUAUCUCUCCUCCAUUGAGGUAGUCAUUUUGGAUCAGACUGACGCUAUGCUGAUGCAAAAUUGGGAACACGUGGAGUACGUCAUGGAACAUUUGAAUCUCCAACCCAAGGACUCCCAUGGCUGCGACUUCAGCCGUGUUCGCCAAUGGUACCUCGAAAACCAGGCUGCUCAUUUGCGUCAAACCAUUGUUCUCUCCGCCUAUCUGCAGCCCGAACUCAACAGCCUCUUCAACAACCACAUGCGCAACGUCGCUGGCAAGGUCAAGUUCCAACCAGAAUACGAAGGCGCCAUUCUCGACAUCGGCCUGCAAAUCAAGCAGACCUUCUCGCGCUACGACUCGGUUUCACCAACAUCGGACCCGGACGACCGCUUCAAGUACUUCACCAGCGCCAUCAUCCCCGCAUUGACUCGACUUCCCAAGCCUUCAGAAGGUGGCCAAGGCGUCCUGAUCUUCAUCCCCUCGUACCUUGAUUUCGUGCGCGUGCGUAACUACUUCGCCACCUCCACCACCACACAGAACAUCUCCUUCGGCGCUGUCUCUGAAUAUACGGAACAAGCGGAUGUGCGUAGAGCACGUUCGCAUUUCUUGACCGGCCGUCACUCUGUGCUGCUGUACACCGGCCGUGCGCAUCACUUCCGUCGGUAUCUCAUCAAGGGCGUGAAGCGCGUCGUUAUGUAUGCGCUGCCGGAGAACCCCGUUUUUUACAAGGAGCUAGUGAGCGGCUUUCUGGGUAGCUCAAUUGCGGAGGGCAGGAUCGACCCAAGCGAGGCUAACGUGAGGGCGGUGUUUUCGAAGUGGGAUGGCUUGAGGCUGGAAAGGAUUGUGGGCACGAAGAGGGUUGCCGGCAUGCUGAGAGAGAAGAGUGGUGAUACCUUUGAUUUCAUCUAA
Molecule: messenger RNA, 2109 nt
Organism: Lasiodiplodia theobromae
Lineage: Eukaryota; Fungi; Ascomycota; Dothideomycetes; Botryosphaeriales; Botryosphaeriaceae
Exons: 2
Coding region: 1-2109 (702 amino acids)
Biological process (GO): maturation of SSU-rRNA from tricistronic rRNA transcript (SSU-rRNA, 5.8S rRNA, LSU-rRNA)
Cellular component (GO): nucleolus; small-subunit processome
Molecular function (GO): rRNA binding; U3 snoRNA binding
Source: RefSeq, a predicted model, not a curated record